CACAUUUUUCAGAAUGGCUGUCAGAGCAACUUCUUCUUUAGAGGAACUCCUCACUUGUUCAGUGUGUCUUGAGGUUUAUUCCAACCCUAAAACACUUCCUUGUCAUCAUUCUUUCUGUCAGACUUGCCUCGAGAAGCUACCAAAAGAAGAUACUCAUUCCUUCUACUGCCCAACUUGUUGCAGGCACACAGAAUUACCUGAUGGAGGAGUAGCUGCCCUUUCUACUGCCUUCUACCUCUACAAGUGUAAGGAAAUACAUUCUAGCCUGAAGAAAGAGUUUAAGUGUGGCAACUGCCACAAGAACACUGCUGCUAAUUAUUGUAAGAUGUGUACCAGCCCCCUUUGUGUUGCUUGCACUGAAUUACAUAACAAUUUGAGCAAAUUCUCUUCCCAUGAGAUGCUUAAUAUCGUUUUGGUACAGAAUUUACUAUCAGCCGUUGAGCAGUUCAGUGAAGUGAAAGCUGAAGUGAGAGGAGAAGCCCACUUACAACAGUUUAGCCAUGAGGAUCCUGAGCAGCAAUGGAAGAAUAUUGACCAAUUGCUCCGUUUCCUGCAGACUGGAGGAGGAGAAAGUAGCUCUGUUGAUGGUGUUCCUCAAGCAGAUCAUCUAUUGCUGUCUAUUGCGGAGCUGAAUGCUCUUUCUCAAUGUUAUUCAAUGAGUGCUCCUUCCAUUCCUUGUGAUUAUUAUGGAGUUGCUAUUCCUCGUGCUCUCUUCUUUUCUGAAUUUUUUGUACAAGUAACUAAAGUUCACUGCACUGAUGAACGAUUACUCUCAUUCUUUCUCUCUAUUGAAUCCACUACUUGUGGGGAAAAUUUGAUCAUUCCAGUGUCUUCAUUGAAGUGUAGUUUAAUUCCAGUUGUCAAAGGCAAGGAGCAUAAUAAAGAGUAUAAGAUCAAGCUGACUGAUUCUCCUGGAGUGUAUCAAGUUCAUUGUUCUCCAUUGUCUUGUGGUGCUCAUUCUUUAUCAGUUUGUGUUUUUGAUGUACAACUUGAUCUUGAAUCUCUAGUUGUUCCGUUUAAUCCUCAUUUUGAUACCAUUACUCCAUCUCGUGCUAUGUGUGGGCUACAGCACUGUUCUAAUGUUGCUGGAGGCCAAAAUGGCAUUGUUCUAUUCACUCAGUACUGGUGUACAGUGUAUAAAGCUAGUUUCACUGCCAAAUAUUUCUGUCCACCCAAUAAACCUCUUUCUGUUGUGAAAUCUGAUGAUGCCGCUUGCUAUGUUUGCUUAUCAUCCAGUAAUUAUGCCAUUCUUGUAUCAAAGAAAUCAAUUGAAAUUUUACAUUUAAAUGGUUCAUUAUGUAAGAAAAUGUCUGAUCCUAUCAGUUUUAUGAGUAGCCCCAGUUGUGUUGCAGCCUCUUUUGUCACUGGGUUCAUAUACAUUGCUGAUAAGGACAAAGUUCAUAUAUUGUCUUCUGAUCUGAGAUUCAUUCGUUCUUUUCAAUGGAGGUCCAAAACCGUUAAACCUAUGCCAGCUGAUGGUAAUGUUAAUGGUAUUUCUCCUGAAAGUAUUCGUGAGUUUAGUAAUGUCAAUGGUAUGGCAUUAGUAGUCAUUGAUGGUGAAGAUUUUCUCUAUGUCACUGAUGGCUUUGAUAACAGAAUUCAAAAGUUUACUCAUCAUGGCGAAUAUGUCUCUUCUUUUGGCAAGAAGGGAUUUGCUCCUGGGGAGCUGUUUCUUCCUCAUGGUAUUGCUGUUGGUCCUGGUAACCUCCUGUAUGUAGCAGAACUUGGCAAUCAUCGUAUCUCAGUUUUCACUUUUGGAGGUGAUUUUGUUUGUUGUUUUGGAGAGCGUGGCAGUAAUAUUGACCAGUUUGUUUGCCCCAAAGGAAUUGCGUUUGACAGUAAUGGAGUCAUGUAUGUUUGUGAUAGCAACAACGGCAGAUUGGUACUUUAUUGAACUGAACUAUAGUGAACUUGUUAUUAAUAUUCGUUAGUAGUUAUUAGUAGUUAUUGUUGCGUUUAAUCUAUUUACCAAUACAAACAAAUUAAUA
Molecule: messenger RNA, 1988 nt
Organism: Amphimedon queenslandica
Lineage: Eukaryota; Metazoa; Porifera; Demospongiae; Haplosclerida; Niphatidae
Product: RING finger protein nhl-1-like
Exons: 1
Coding region: 14-1894 (626 amino acids)
Cellular component (GO): nucleoplasm
Molecular function (GO): ubiquitin protein ligase activity; zinc ion binding; protein binding
Source: RefSeq, a predicted model, not a curated record